GGGAAUUUCUUUUUGGAAAGUGGCGCCAUUGAACAAUAUCAAUAUACCAAUUGACAAAAGAUUACAAUCCAAGAUGCCGUUAGUUCCCAAGUCUUCCUACUACGAUAAGAAUUACAAACAAUCUGCUGCCCUUAUUCGAGCGCGAAGACCAUAUCUUGUUAAGAAUGCUUUGACAGGGGCGGGCAUUGCUGCAUUUGCUCUUGGAGUUUUUGCUUUCACUAUCAGAGCAGUUUCGCAAGACGACUUUGAAGAUGUUAAAGUACCAGCCGCGCCAACCACGCGGGAUUCUUGAGUGGAGUGUGACGAUAUAACUGAGACCAAGAAUGGCUCCUGUGGGCUAAGUUCUAUAAACGUGGAGGCAACUUCAUAGUGCCAAAAUCGAGCGGACUAGGGGCUACAAAAUCACAAGUAGAUGCAAUGGUUAUCACAGGUUCAAUGGGAGUUGUUUGGAUGAAGGAAGACUCUUGAGGAUUUCAAGGGCUUCAGGUCUGUAGCUUUUUGGAUUUGAAGCCACACGUUAUAAUUACAGAUGUAGAUAGUAUUAUUGCAAUACUGCCUAAAGGCUGAAGGGAAUCAUAUACCAUCAAUGGUAACCAUCCAUAUCCCAGAACGCCGAAUCAAAUAAAAAUGCUUUUCUGCCGUAACA
Molecule: messenger RNA, 646 nt
Organism: Botrytis cinerea B05.10
Lineage: Eukaryota; Fungi; Ascomycota; Leotiomycetes; Helotiales; Sclerotiniaceae
Exons: 3
Coding region: 74-292 (72 amino acids)
Biological process (GO): mitochondrial respiratory chain complex IV assembly
Cellular component (GO): mitochondrial inner membrane
Source: RefSeq, a predicted model, not a curated record